Molecule: messenger RNA, 1587 nt
Organism: Egretta garzetta (little egret)
Lineage: Eukaryota; Metazoa; Chordata; Aves; Pelecaniformes; Ardeidae
Product: nuclear receptor subfamily 4 group A member 2
Exons: 5
Coding region: 22-1098 (358 amino acids)
Biological process (GO): dopaminergic neuron differentiation; cellular response to corticotropin-releasing hormone stimulus; regulation of transcription by RNA polymerase II
Cellular component (GO): nucleus; transcription regulator complex
Molecular function (GO): nuclear glucocorticoid receptor binding; RNA polymerase II cis-regulatory region sequence-specific DNA binding; nuclear receptor activity
Source: RefSeq, a predicted model, not a curated record
GACCCUGUUUCGUUUCCAGCCAUGCCCUGUGUUCAGGCUCAGUAUGGGUCCUCGCCUCAAGGAGCCAGCCCGGCCUCCCAGAGCUACAGUUACCACUCUUCGGGAGAAUACAGCUCCGAUUUCUUAACUCCGGAGUUUGUCAAGUUUAGCAUGGACCUCACCAACACUGAAAUCACUGCCACCACUUCUCUCCCCAGCUUCAGUACCUUUAUGGACAACUACAACACAAGCUACGACGUCAAGCCACCUUGCUUGUACCAAAUGCCCCUGUCCGGACAGCAGUCCUCCAUUAAGGUGGAAGACAUUCAGAUGCACGGCUACCAGCAGCACAGCCACCUCCCCCCCCAGUCCGAGGAGAUGAUGUCCCACUCGGGCUCCGUGUACUACAAGCCCUCAUCGCCCCCGACCCCCUCCACGCCCGGCUUCCAGGUGCAGCACGGCCCCGUGUGGGACGACCCCGGCUCCCUGCACAACUUCCACCCCAACUACGUGGCCACCACCCACAUAUGGAAAUCGUUCCAGGCCAACCCCGACUACCAGAUGAGCGGAGACGACACCCAGCACAUCCAGCAGUUCUACGAUCUCCUGACCGGCUCCAUGGAGAUCAUCCGCGGGUGGGCAGAGAAGAUCCCCGGCUUCACCGAGCUGCCCAAGACGGACCAGGACCUGCUCUUCGAGUCCGCCUUCCUGGAGCUGUUCGUGCUGCGCCUGGCGUACAGGUCAAAUCCAGUGGAGGGCAAGCUUAUCUUCUGCAACGGGGUAGUCCUGCACCGGCUGCAGGGGGUCCGCGGCUUCGGGGGGGGGGGGCACCCCUCACCUCCCGCGUCCUUCUCUUUUGCAGAGAGGCACGGGCUUAAAGAACCCAAGAGGGUGGAAGAACUCCAAAACAAGAUUGUAAAUUGUCUCAAAGACCAUGUGACUUUCAAUAACGGGGGGCUGAAUCGCCCCAACUAUUUGUCCAAACUCUUGGGGAAGCUCCCCGAACUUCGCACGCUUUGCACGCAGGGCCUGCAGCGCAUUUUCUACCUGAAACUGGAAGAUUUGGUGCCACCGCCAGCAAUAAUCGACAAACUUUUUCUGGACACUUUGCCUUUUUAAGACUCUUCCCCAUGCACUUCCACUGAACCGAGGAGAAACGUCGCCUGCCUGAAGGGGAAUUCGCCUGGGCCCCAAGCAGCGCCUCUGGGUGCCAGCCCCCCCAUCCCAAACAGUGUUGCCACCCCCCGGCAGGCGGGACGCGAACGGGCAUUUUGGCUCCGGGGCAUCACGGAUGCAGAUCAUGGACUACACAAAUACCAUGGUAUAAACUUUUUAUUAUCAGCUUAUAAAUGAAUUUAUUAUUAAGGACUUCUGAUUAAAAAGAUGAACAUAUCUGGCGACGCCGGGUGCGCAGCUAAGACUCACGCGGUGACAGACAAAGCGUUAAGGUGACCCACGAGUCUCGCCCUCCUAAAGACUAGAAGUUUUCUGCUGUAAAAGAAAGCUGUAAUAUAUAACAAAACCUAAAUGUUGCGUGGGUGGCAUGUCAUUAAAGAAGGCGAAGGCUUGUAAAUUUAUCAGAUGCAGUUUGGCUUUUUAAAAAUUAUU